Messenger RNA from Scomber japonicus (chub mackerel), 3236 nucleotides. RefSeq names its product endoplasmic reticulum to nucleus signaling 2 (gene ern2). The transcript has 24 exons. Gene Ontology annotation, biological process: IRE1-mediated unfolded protein response; intrinsic apoptotic signaling pathway in response to endoplasmic reticulum stress; protein phosphorylation. The record is from RefSeq and is a predicted model, not a curated record. Lineage: Eukaryota; Metazoa; Chordata; Actinopteri; Scombriformes; Scombridae. The coding region runs from base 20 to 2959 and encodes 979 amino acids. Gene Ontology annotation, cellular component: IRE1-TRAF2-ASK1 complex. Gene Ontology annotation, molecular function: RNA endonuclease activity; ATP binding; protein serine/threonine kinase activity.
CCUGCGUUUGUUCACAGCCAUGAAACAAAGUGUUUUGGGGGUCAUGGGGGCGCUGGGUCGACUGCUGCUGGUCCUCCUCCUACUGUCCUGGGAGGGAAAUCUAUUUCAGGUCGCAGGGGUCAGAUCAGUCACUCUCCCAGAAUCCCUCCUGUUCGUCUCAACGUUGGACGGUAGUCUGCACGCUGUCUCUAAACAAUCGGGAGACAUCAAAUGGACCUUACGAGAAGACCCCAUUAUUCAGGUGCCUGUGUACCUCACAGAGCCAGGUUUUCUUCCAGACCCCAAUGAUGGCAGUUUGUAUGUACUCGGUGGAAAACACAAGGAAGGCCUGAUGAAACUGCCUUUCACGAUCCCAGAGCUGGUUCAGUCAGCUCCCUGCAGGAGCUCUGAUGGUAUCCUCUAUACUGGUAAAAAGCAGGAUGUCUGGUUUGUUGUGGAUCCUGAGACAGGCGAGAAGCAAACCAGUUUAACCACCUUGUCGUCUGAAUCCAUCUGCCCCAACACUCCUUUGCUCUAUAUAGGACGCACAGAAUACAUGGUGACCAUAUUUGACACCAAGACACAGGAGCUGCGAUGGAACGCCACGUACAAUGACUACUCUGCUCCACCUUAUGAUGAGAAACAAGACUACAAGAUGGCCCAUCUUGUGUCGAGUGGGGAUGGUCUCGUUGUGACAGUUGACAGAGAGUCAGGUGACGUCCUGUGGAGUCAGAACUACGGGUCGCCGGUCGUGGGGGUCUAUCUGUACACUGGUGACUCGCUGAGACAUGCCCCCCACUUGUCGCUCGCUAUGGAAACGCUGCGCUUCCUCACAUUCUCCUCUGCCAAUGACCAGGCAGACACACACUCCACUUUAAAGUGGAGCUAUCAGUUUGUGAAGGAGCAAGCCAGCGCACAAGCACAACUUGUACCAACACUCUACGUAGGAAAACUGGACUCCCACCUCUAUGCCUCCACCUCCCUUGUUCACCAUGGAGUCUCAUUAGUGCCUCGGGGGUUGACCCUGGCUCGGAUUGAGGGUCCAGUGACGACUGGAGUGACGGAAAGAGAAAGAGGGGAGUGUGAGAUCACGCCUUCCACUGAUGUGCGCUAUCCACCAGGGAGCACGAACAGUCAGAAAAACCACUGGCUGCUAAUAGGUCAUCAUGAGCUCCCUCCAUUGGCCCACACCACCAUGCUGAGGGAUUUCCCAGUUGGCCUGCAGCGUUCUGGUGAGGCAGUCAUCCCUCCUCGACCGCCUGGCUCCUCUGCUUCCCCAGUCUCCUCAGGUUCCUACUAUCACCAGCGCUACUUUCAUAGAGAUGCUGGUAGCCAUAGCAACAGUGAUGCUUAUAAAAGCGGUGGGGAUGGGAGGAUGUCCGAACAGGCCCAGAAGCCGGCCGCUGUGCUGCCUGUUUAUGUGACUCAGGACCGCCUGACUCUGGCUGUUCUGACCCUGCUGCUGGGAGGAUGGCUGGCCUUCGCACUCACCUACCCAGCUCGCGCAGCCCAGCAGCUGAAAGCUCAACAGCAGCUGGAGGAGGCUUUUGAAACUCGUCUCCAGCGCAUGCAGACCAACAUGCAGACCAACGUGCAGACACCUGCCUCUUCAGACACAAGCCUUUCAACUGGCACAAACCUCUCAAAUGACCCACAGCCUGCACCCGCUGACCCUCCACCGAGUCCUCACAGUCACAGCAGUAGCACCUCAGAUGUCAAUACAAAUGACACCGCAGGGCACAAACCUACAGCAGGAAACAGUGAGGAGGUGCAAGUGGGUAAAAUAUCCUUCACUCCAUCUGACGUCCUUGGACACGGCACAGCUGGAACAUUUGUCUUCAGGGGUCAAUUCGAUGGGCGUAACGUAGCAGUGAAACGAAUCCUGCCGGAGUGUUUUGAGGUUGCUGAGCGUGAAGUGCAACUCCUCCGAGAGUCUGACACACACCCGAAUGUCAUCAGAUACUACUGCACUGAGAGAGACCGCCUCUUCACAUACAUCGCCAUCGAGCUGUGCGCUGCAACCCUGCAACAGUAUGUGGAGGAUCCAUCUUGCUUUCCUAAACUGAAUCCUAUAACGCUGUUGGAACAGACUAUGUGUGGCCUCUCACACCUCCACUCGCUUAACAUAGUCCAUCGUGACCUGAAGCCUAGAAACAUCCUCCUCUCUGGUCCCAGUGCGCUGGGUCGAGUCCGAGCUCUCAUUUCUGACUUUGGGCUCUGUAAAAAGAUCCCAGACGGUCGGACCAGCUUCUCUUUGCGGUCUGGAAUACCAGGAACUGAAGGGUGGAUAGCUCCCGAAGUGCUGAGAGAUACUCCUGGCAACAAACCGACAGCAGCAGUGGACGUGUUCUCAGCAGGGUGUGUGUUCUACUACGUGGUCAGCAGAGGGCAGCACCCUUUUGGCGAUGCUCUGAGACGACAGGUCAACAUCCUGGCAGGGGAAUAUUCACUUGCACAUUUUAUGGAGGAUAUACAUGAUGAUGUCAUAGCGCAGGAUCUGAUUGAACAGAUGAUCAAUGCUGAGGAGUCGUCACGCCCCACCACAGCCUGUGUGCUCAAACAUCCGUUCUUCUGGAGCCCUGAGAAGCAGCUGCUGUUUUUCCAGGAUGUGAGUGACCGCAUAGAGAAGGAACCGGCAGACAGUCCAAUUGUGGUCAAACUGGAGACUGCAGGAAGAGCGGUGGUCCGAACCAACUGGAGGAUGCACAUCUCUGUGCCUCUGCAGACAGACUUGAGGAGGUUCAGAACAUAUAAAGGAAACUCAGUCAGAGACCUGCUAAGAGCCAUGAGAAAUAAGAAACAUCACUACCACGAGUUGCCACCAGAAGUGCAGCAGACUCUCGGCGAGUUGCCGGAAGGGUUCGUCAGUUACUUCACAUCUCGUUUUCCACGGUUACUGAUGCACACUCAUGCUGCUUUGCACAUCUGCGCCCACGAGAGACUGUUUCACCCCUACUAUCUGUCCCCCAAUGACAAAUAGCACUCUCAUGACUCUAUACACACACAUACAUACACACAAGUCCUCUUUGUCUUAGCAGAGGAAAUCCCUGACAGUGACUUGUUAUUGCUUUUGUAAAGCCCAAACUGUUUUUUAGGGGAAGAUACAGUGCUGUGAAAAAGUUAAGUUGGUGUAUCUCUUGAGUUGUUUUAUAUAUUCAUUUAUUUUUACACAUUUAUGAUCAAGAAAUUAUUUUAAAAUUAAACCAGAAAACACAAGUCAAACUUCUGAAAAGGCUGCAUAAAUUUAAAGGGUGACU